CUAUUCUCAGGGUCUACUGAACUGUGCGGGGAAGGGAAGUAACCAGAUGAGAAUUUUACCCUUUUUUAUUUCCCUUGCCAUUUCACAUAGAACAAAAUAUAUCUCUCUUUUAUAUAUAGAACUUCUAUCUACGAUUAAAUUUGGACAGGGGAUUCUGACUUAAGUUCACAAACACAUACAUGUGCAUACAGUAUUAAAAACAUGUAGUUGAAAGCCAUUUGCUUAGAUGAGUUCUUCCAGUCCUCCCAAAGUAUGUUACACUUCUAUGAUUCUAAAAUGUUAUACUUCAGUUCAGAAUAUGGUAAUGCCACAUUCUGAGGAAUGUUAAGUCUGAAUGAGGGACUUAAGGAAAGGUUUGAGAGGACAGAUUGGUUUGGGAUUAGGUGUACUUGAAAGGUUGGUAAGACAUUCUCAAGUUUCUGGUGACCAAUUAGAAAGUAGGGUUUGGGCUAAGGCUCAGACUUCCUGGCCUGGUGAUGACACGAUUUUUGGGAAGAUCAUUCACAAGGAAAUUCCAGCCAGAAUCAUUUAUGUGGAUGACCAGUGUCUCGCUUUCCAUGACAUUUCCCCUCAAGCACCAACACAUUUUCUGGUGAUACCCAAGAAACAUAUAUCCCAGAUUUCUGCAGCAGAAGAUAAUGGUGAAAGUCUUCUUGGACAUUUAAUGAUUGUUGGCAAGAAAUGUGCUGCUGAUCUAGGCCUGAAGAAGGGUUAUCAAAUGGUGGUGAAUGAAGGUUCAGAUUGGGGACAGUCUGUCUACUGUGUUCAUCUCCAUGUUCUUGGAGGUCGGCAGAUGAAUUGGCCUCCUGGUAAAGCAUGUUGUAGGGAUAAUUUUCCCUUCUCUAUUCAGUGA
This is a messenger RNA of Globicephala melas (long-finned pilot whale), 853 nucleotides long. NCBI's taxonomy places the organism in Eukaryota, Metazoa, Chordata, Mammalia, Artiodactyla, Delphinidae. The record is from RefSeq and is a predicted model, not a curated record.